Molecule: messenger RNA, 5333 nt
Organism: Carcharodon carcharias (great white shark)
Lineage: Eukaryota; Metazoa; Chordata; Chondrichthyes; Lamniformes; Lamnidae
Product: transmembrane protein 211
Exons: 4
Coding region: 342-1112 (256 amino acids)
Cellular component (GO): membrane
Source: RefSeq, a predicted model, not a curated record
GAGAGAGUGGCUGGUUAAAGCGAGCAUUCUGACUUCCAGUUUAUCUUCAGGCUUUGAGGAUCCGGAUUAAUCCCACAGGGGCUGAACGGAACAAGAAGAAACUGUACUGGAUAAUUGAUUCUAUUUUUAAAAAAAAAAAUCAUCAGUAUCUGGGCGUUCAGAUCCAAGUGCCUGGUGCCAGAUUCUUUUAUAAACUGAUCUCACUCGGGAGCUGGACUUUUGUUUUUUUUAUGUGAAGAUUUUAUAAAGGAGGGGGUGGGUUUUGGUAAAAAAAAUAAAGGAACCCCCCCCCCCCCCCAACCAACUCCAAGCCAAAAAAAUAAGUCUCAGUUGUCUUCCAGAUGCAUUCGCUGUUGGAUCGGAAAAAGAAAGAAGCGGGUACGGAGCUGGGCUUCGUGGACAUACCAGCGGACAGCCUCUUGCCUCAAGCCCAGAGGAUGUGGACGUGUGUGGGCUGCCUGUGGGUGUUGCUCUCCUCCUGCCUGGUGGCUGUCUGCAGCUUCAGCUUCAUCUCGCCCGCCUGGAUCGUCAAAGAGAAGAGCAAAGACUCGGUGAGCUUCGGGCUCCUCUGGCACUGCUCCGAGACCGUCUAUAACUGCUACACUUUCGGCGGCCUGGGCAAUUUCGCGGACAUCCCCUCAGGGUCUUGGCAGGUCUUUGGCUCCCUGAAGCAGCUCUCUGUUCCCCAGCCGAUCCCAGGCCCACCGAUCACGCCCCCUAUUGACCUAAAAAUUCAGGCCAAAAAGACGAGUGCUGUUCUGUGCUCCGGAGGCUGCGUUCUGCUGGCUACCAGCGCCCUGUUGGCUAUUGUUACUGUCUUCCUGCCAAGCGGACAGUGUGAGAAGAGGAUCUGCACACUGGCUGGCUACAUGCAAACAACAGCAGUGUUUAUCAUGGCAUCUGGACUUCUGGUCUAUCCUUUUGGAUUGAACUCUCCCCUUGUACAGAAAUAUUGUGGAAAUUCCAGCAUCUAUCACGCAGCAGAUUGUCAGAUUGGAUGGGGUUACAUGCUAGCCAUCGUUGGAGUCAUGCUUGCAGUCUUUCUGCCUUUCUUCUCCAAAUAUGCACCUAAAGAAUCCAGUUCACCAACUCCAAUACCUACAAUUUUAUAGUACUUGUUACUAAAAAGGGACAAAUGUAUCACUGUUUAAAAAAAAAUCCUGCUUUUUAGACUUUCAGAAAUGAACAAAAGAUAUGAAAGCACUUCUUUAAGCUACGAAACAGCAAAAUAAGGUCAAUUUGAUUUAAGUGACCCAAAGUGCAUUACACGAAAAGUCUUCCUGAUUUCCUCAAAGUACACAGUCAGCUGCCAACAUUAGCAAUUUAUGCAAAAUGCUGUAAGGAAAUCAGUUACAAAAUAUGUCCUGUGAGUAGUAUUGCUGUUACACUAACAACCUGAAGCAAAUAUCUAUUAAUUCAGGCAAUUUGUACCAUCACCUGGAUUGGCUGUAGUUUCCAGGAAACUACGAGGUUGGGUGACAGUCAGAUAUAAGAGGGUUCAAUAUGUUGAAGAAUUUCAGUUAUUGUGAACAAAGUAACAGGAAUGGUCUCAGUGAAGACAUCACAGUAACAAAAUAGCUACAUGGUGUUUACUAGUUCCUAAGAAGGAAAUUGAAGCUUAUGCUGUUCAGUGCAGCCUUGAAACCAAGAACUGUGAACAAAUUAGAAAAUAAAGAGCAAUUCUCUGGUUAUAGGGUUCCUUUUUCCAAAGUAUUCUUCUGUUCAAUGCCUGUGAACAUAAGAAUAAACUUUUAACCAGUGUACAGAACUGUCAGGAAACAUAUCUAGAAAUGUGCAUUUUUGAGAUCAAAAUGACAAACGGACGGUUAAUCAGCAGACAACCAGAAUAUACUGAAGAUUUCAGAUAACUCCAGUUUUAAAAGCAAAGCAUAACUUGUCAAAUAACUGGAGAUCUUGUCUUACUUUAUAAUAUAAGAUCAAAAUUUCAGUCAUGGACCUCACACUGAGACUUUUAUCAAACAUUAGCAGAUGGGUAUAAAAAGGAACAAACUAUGGACCAAGGAUUGCAUAUACAAGUAUUUCUAACCAAUGUUGGAAGAUCAAAACAGUGCUUAAGUUCUCAAAGGGCCUGCACACUACUAAAAUCUUUGAAAGCAUUUCAUGCACUGCUCUCCACUAAUGGCUUUUACGAUCAAUCAGUAUGUUUAACUUUUAAAUACAGAACCUCAAAAUCAACCAUUUGACCUUUACGUCAGUAUAAAACAGAUCAGAACAUGUACUACAACCAUAAUGAAACAAAUUCAGAACGACAAUAUGGAUAAAUACUCCAUAUGGUUUUUAACCUUCUUCAGUUAUAACUUAAUACAAUGGUGCCCAUUUAAUAUGCAAUGAAAUUCCUUCUUAUUAAUUCAUUCACUACACACAUUGCCACUUGCUGUGAAUAUGUCCAUUCUGUACAGCUCCAAGAGACAUUGCGUCAAUCUUGUUGGAGUCUAGGAGCUGCAGUGGUAAUGUUGCCAAAUAGAAUUAGCCAAUGAACUAAGAUUUCUUCCCUCUCUACAGAUGCCUCAAUCUAUUACUAGUGUAAUAUUUUAAGAUAAUGAUGUAAUGACAAUUUUUUAAGAAGUUAAGUUGAUUUUACACAAAGCAUUUUCACAAAAGAAAGCAGUUAGAAAUCUCACUGCUAGGUUUAGAUUUACCAGAUUUCUUGGUGUUUCAGUGACUUACAAUUGCUUGUAGUGAAGCUAUUGCUUUAUUAUUUUUCAUUUAAACUGAUUACGUCUUUACCUACUUAGAUGGGGAUCAUUGAUCAUCAUCAGACAUACUAUUAGUUGUUGUACAAUAUUCAACAGUGUUGUAACUCUAUUCACUACAAUACUAGAUAUACAUACUAUCCUUAAGCCAAACAGUCUGAAUGUUAAUGCCACAUAGCACUGACAUAACCUUGAACCAAAUAAAGCAUUAAACUAUUCAAUACAUCUCUGUUGAUGAAACACUAAUUAAAUUGUCAUCUUAAAUUUGGAACAGACAUCCCCUAUCCAAUAGUUUCUUUAUUGUAUGUUUAAAUUGAUCUAUGAAUGCCUAGAGCCUUUAAUAAUACUGAUAGGUCACAAACUUAUCAAUAAAGCAGCAACAUUAAAAUGGCUUAUUCUCAUCACCACUAGUGUUUCAUAACUUUUUCUCUACUUCCAAAUGCUAAUUGAUUGUAAUGGACUUUCCACACCAGAAAAUUAUUCAGCCAGUUUGGCUAGCAAAGUAGGAUAACAGCCUAUUUAAUGAGAUUCACUGAACUAGGAUUUUUCUGUUUCUUUCACCAGGGUGGUUCCACUAAUUUGCAAAUAAAAUAUCAAGACAUAUGGUUUUCAUUUACCCUACAAUGAGAUAAAUUUAUUCCUUUAAUUUUUAUGUUCUGAGUUAGGAUUUGGACUAGGACAGAUUAAAAGAAUAAUUGGAAGCUUCUUGUCUGAUGUUAAAAUAUAUUCAAAUAUGAUAUUUAGAAAAGACCAUAAAUGCAGGUAACAUCAUUAAAAUCUGAGGAUAUCACAUUUUAUUUCACAGCUGCAUCCAUCCAGAACAUGUAUUUGAAGUCCAAAAGAAAAUCAAUAGAUAUCGGGCAUAAAUACCUAUUGGUGAAAAAAUACACAACUAAGAUUCCACUGUCCAUCUAGUUAGGUAUUGUAUCUGCAAAAGUGAUCUUUAGCAGCCAAAAACUCACCCCUACAUUGACAAGAUUCAAUGCAGUUUCAGAUCAAUAGAAAGAAUGAUUGGAUCAGAAUAGAAUUUGAAAGCAGUGACAAUAACCUAAUAAACGCGUCUGAUUUUGCCUUUUUAAAAAAAUUUUACUCUUUUUUUUACAGUCCAGCAGGCAAAACAAAUUCUGAGAUUAAGCUAUUAUUACUUAAUUUCUUUGACAAAAUGAAAUGACCGAAUUAUACCACUGGCCACCCAACAACAUGGAAUUCUCAAUUUAGACACCUUGAGGAAGAUUUCCACUUUGUGUAGUAAAAUUGCCAGCACAUUCUUUCUAAAUGUAUUUGCACAACACACAUAGAAAAUCUUCUCCCCCUAUCUCUAGAAUAUGUAGCUUCAUUGGUUUGGCCUGCAUUCAGGUCUCCGUGUAGUCUAGGCCAGAUUGCUUUUGUAGCAAUAUACAUAUUUCCCUCAAUUUUUUUAACAUUUUAUCCUACCUACAUCUGCCUGAUUCUUUAACCAAAACAUUGGGGCAGAAGCCCCUCGCAGCUGAUCCCACAAUUCUUCAUCUUCAGUUGAUUGGAGGAAACCAUAGUUCUUUAUUCUCUACCCACAGUCCAUUCCCAUCUGACCAAACUCAUGUGAGAUAUUUAGCUCGUCAAGCACCUCAAGAAGAUGUCUAGCCAGAAGUUGACAAAAUCACAUGCACGAUUAACAGAUCAGUGUUAAGACUAUCCUGGGACUCACAGCCACAACCACAGGGAGUGGGUAAUUAAACUGCCAAUUGUUUAAUGCUUUUUAGAUUUAAUGGAAGAGUCCAACAUUUUCUUUCACAACUGAAAUAUAUGUUUUAUGUGAAUGGAAUGCAAAAUGGAACAACUUUCUUAUUGCCAAUCUCUUCCAUUUAAAGCGCAGAAUGAUAUUCCAAACCUUAAGGAACAACUGCAUUUUCAACAGUAUGUACUUAAAAUGGAUGAAAUAACUACAAAAUGAUUCUAUUCCUCUGUCUUACACCAUGUUCUGACCAAACCAAUUUGUGCCUUUUAUGAUCUAACAGCAAGAAGCGUCAAUAAACAAAAUAACCAGGUUUUCAACUUAACGGUUCGUACAAAAGAAGGUUUUGUACAUUGUGUACAAAAAGUGUGUGUUACAUGUUUGGAAUUCUGUUUUGAUAUUUUUUCCUUUUUUGUGUGAACUGAUUUCUAAAUGUUUGGUGUAAAAAGUGGCUGUCCAUUUUUCACAGAAAGUUCUGACCAAUAGAGUGGUGGUCAAAAACCAGUGUUUGUACUUCAAAAAGGUUUCAGGCCAUGGUGAACGUUACAAAGUAUUACAAACAGCUACCCUGGUAAUUGCUUUAAAUUCCAAAGUGAGAGCAGUCAACUUUGGGAAUUAACCAGAUUGACUGCUGGAGGCAAGUAGCCUUGUUCUACAACUAACUAAGUUGGCAAUUUGACCAACAAUCAAAGUUGUUUGAUGGCUGUUUUAAUGUCUUACUGGUCUAUUAUUUAGUUGCUCUGAGCCGAAACCAGGGGUGUAGAUAUAAUUUCAUCAUUUAAAAAAUUAUCUUGAAAUUAUGCUGUGCAAAAGUAUAUAUGUAUGAAAUUCCAUUUCCAUUAUUUUUCCAGCAAUGUUACUCAUUUAAAAAUAAACAAUUCAAUACUACUAUUAACAUUGACGACAAA